UUUAAGAAAACAAAGCUUCCUUCGAUUCAUGAAUUUCAUGGGAUUCUAAGUGGUGAGUAUUAUGAUUUCUAUCUCGAGACUGAUAUACUCAGCUUUGCUGAUGUCUUGACACAGCUUCAAAAAAUGUCUAUGGAAUAUGAUGGGCUUGAUCCUAAUUAUUAUGUCUCUCUUCCAUCAUAUUUCUGA
Funneliformis geosporum is the source of this 186-nucleotide messenger RNA. The record is from the annotation of a GenBank genome assembly. NCBI's taxonomy places the organism in Eukaryota, Fungi, Glomeromycota, Glomeromycetes, Glomerales, Glomeraceae.